AGUUGUCAACAAACUACACUUUAUAAUCUCGUUUCUUAUAUGGACACAAUACAUUCUUUUUUUUUUUUUUAUAUUUUUCUAGCGGGAAUGUGUGACAGCUAUGCAUUUCGUAACAAUAUUUCCAGCGAAGUAGUCUGUGUUUUGAUCAAAUUUGAAAAGAUUUGUACAAUAUUUAUCUUCAUUAUGAUGGAGAGUUUUUGGUUGAAAUGCAAGCACAUUAAACGCAAGUUUUUUAGUCAGAGUCGAUCUCAGGCAGGUUCGCAUAAAAAAUGUUGACAAAUAUAACCCCAAGUAAUCGGUCAAAUUGUGCUGUACGUUAAAUCGUUUUUAUUCUGUUGUGCUUGCUAAGCUUAGUAAAAUUGUUUUAGAAAAUAAGUCUUGAUUUGAAAAACACUUAGGAACUGAAAUUAUCUGCGUAGUACCCAUGCACACAAGCGUGUGUAUGUCUUCAAACGGUACCCAUUCCUGAUAGCUUAGGUGACGCAAGGCAAUGUAAAGUAAAUUGUUCUGCAGUGAGUUUGAUCUGGCAUGUUUUGAUUUGGAUAAACUCUCCCCAGUCUCCUUACUUCACAUUAUAGAAGCUAGACAUAAGCAAGGGAAGAUUGCAGAGGGUUAAUGUUCUGGGAAGAAAGGAUUGCGCAUAAAUGGUUAGUACAGGGCUGAGAGGGUUGAACAACACAUCAGGUAUGAUAAAAGAGAGAAAGAUGAUCAGUGAAGGUACGAGACCUGCUAGUUCUAAGGAACAGAGGCUGAUGUAACAGCAGUAGAACAGAGUAUAGAGCACACCUGUGUGCCAGAGGCUGCAGUGUGUCCAUGGUGAUUAAAUACAUAGUUGAGUAGACCUUGUCAAGAUGUAGUCAAUGAUGUCUGUAUGUGUAGCAACAGCACUGUCUUGGGUGUAGGGGCAGUACUCUAUUGUGGGCUUAAUUUGUGCAUUGUAAUAGGUUUAAGAUUGAGAAAUUGCUGUUCCUUUUGUGCGUUCAGGUUGACAAAGAUUUCUGGUGACUUCCUUCACAAGUUCUACAUGCUUGUCAUGGAAUUUUCCUAGUAGAAUAUAAACAUAGCAUUUUAUUGUCUGCUUUUUAUUCUUUUAUUUGUUUCAGUCAUUUGGCUGCAGCCAUGCUGGGGCACCACCUCCCUUUGGGUGUAUUUUUUUUAUAAGAUACUAAUUUGUCAGCUGUUUCAGAAACAAUUUGAAGUAUUGGUGAACAGUCAAUAAUCUUGGAGAGUAUAAAGAUUAAAGUUGUAGUUGAGGAAAAGUCAGCUUGACAUGGAGGACUGGAAGCUGUCUAAAUAUUGGAAAAGAGCUAUCUGUAUCAUGAUGAUUCAUGCCAGGUAUCGAAAUGCCUGCUGCUCAAUGCUUUGUGAACACUGUAAAGGCUGUAAGAUGUGACAUGGACUACAGCAACUGAGUCUACAAAGCCGUGACCAGCAGGAAGGGACAUACAUAGCAGGUGUUCUGAUUGCAUCCACAUGCCAGAAUUCAUCCCCACAUCUUUAACCAGGGUUUUAGGCUCAGUUCAAACGGCUAUGUGGAGCUGUGCGUGGAGUAUAACCAUACCCCACACACAAGCUGGGUACCAAGAUCAAGAUGUUUGAAGAACUUCCCAGGGAUGCAGUGAGGAAUUCAUGUGCCAGGUUCCAGAGCCAUCUUGAGGCUGUGGUGGAAACUGAGAGUGGCUACUUCGAGUACUGUUAUCUUCCAGCCAUAAUCUAGUUGAUAUUUUUUGAUUUAAAAAAAAAAAAAAACUUUUAUUAUUGGAGGGGAUAUUGUGUUUUCUUUUCCUUUAUGCAAACUGUCAAGUUUAGCCCAAACUCCCUGUUUGGCUGCUAAGAAUUCAAAGAGCUGGAAUAAUGUUGCCAAUCCACUAUCUUGGAUUACUACUUCAUUUCAUCACUCCUGAAAGGAUGAAAAUCAAAAUUGAUUUUGGCAGGAUUUGAACCCAAAGGGCCAGAACAAAAAUUGCAAGAUUUAUUAAAAUGCCACCCAAAAAAACCUCCAGCAUUGUUCCAGUUAACCCUCGGUUUCUUGAUCUACCAUGUGAAUGGCAAGAGUGUCAGUUUGUCACUAAUGAGAUGGAGAAAUUCAUCAAACACCUCUCUGAACACCUCACCACUUUACUAAGUAGUGUAACACCUCCAGAACAAGUGCUUGGCUGCUUCAACUGUAAAUGGCGAAACUGUGAUGUUGCUGUUAUUGGACAUAUAUCAGACUACACACGACAUGUUUUCUUCCAUGCAUUCCACACAAAGAUUAAAUGUAUUGGUAGCAUGUUAGUAAAAAACCUUGAAUUACAUGCAUGCACACUAGAUGGCCAGAGCUGUAACUUAAUACCAGAUUUACCUGAAUGCCUACAAUGUGGCUGGACUCAUUGUGGGGCUGUAUAUGAUAAUCCGGAAUUCUUUUAUCGACAUGUAGAUUUUCAUGCUGAUAGCUUUCCAAAUGGGAACAAUUUAAAAGGAGGCUGUGCUUGCCAGUGGGAAGGAUGUGAUGCUAAUGUUAAAAGCAAGCAUAAGCUACGUGAACACCUAAGGAGUCACACUCAACAAAAGUUAGUUGCUUGUCCGAAUUGUGGUGGGCUGUUUGCAAGUCGAACAAAAUUCUUUGACCAUCUUGAAAGGCAAAAGGAUGUUCAGUGUUACCAGUGUUCAUAUUGUAACAAGAAAUUCCAAACCGAAAGAUUAAUGCGAGAUCAUGUUCGGAUCCAUGUGAACUGUUACAAGUGCCCAUUAUGUGAUAUGACAUGCCCAAACCCACAUGGUCUUAGAAAUCAUCUUCGAUACAAGCAUACAAGUGAACGGCAGUAUAACUGCCUUGAAUGUGACUACAGGAGUAAAACACCUUCAGAUCUAAGGCGCCACAUGGAGACUCAUUCAGAAAACACCAUUAUGUGCCAUGUAAAAGGAUGUUGUUUUGUGACUCGUCUUUACCAAUGCUUGGCUUCUCAUUACCAAAAAACACAUCAGGGUAUCGACACUCAUCGUUUUGCUUGUCAUAUUUGUGAAGCUUUUUUCACAAGAGGGUCUCUACUUACGAAGCAUCUUAAAAAGACACACAAAUACAAACUUCCAUCUGGUUAUUCAAGAUUUCGUUACACUAUGAGCCAAGACGGUUUUUGGCGCCUGCAAACUGUACGCUACGAAAGUGUCAACUUAAUAGAACAAGUCAUUGUCAAUGUUGCUGAUGCCACCGCUAAUUCUGAAGAGAUGGCAUCAUCAGAAAGCUGUGAUCCAGCACCUACCACAGAAUUAGUCAGUACAACAUACAAUCUAGAGAUGUUAGGAGACGUAGCCCUUCAUACGCCUAAUAAACUGGAUAUUGUCACUGACAAAGUAGCUGAAGAGGAUGCAGUAAAGACUAAAGAUAGUUUUAUUAACACUGACAACGACAUUGAAAUGGAGAAAGUCACUCAGUGAAACCUUUUUCCACUUUCAUAUCGCUUUUAUUCAAAUCGCAGUAUGUAACUUUGUGAAUGCUGAUGUUUUAUGUUUUAGCAUUCUUUAAAUAUCACUGCUUCUAAUUUGAACAUUACCUUCUGCCUUAUCUAAAAUGUAUAUAUUUCUCAUCUGUUAAUAAUCUUAUGUAUAAAAAAAAAAAAGUU
This is a messenger RNA of Octopus bimaculoides (California two-spot octopus), 3602 nucleotides long. Its product is annotated as histone H4 transcription factor. The record is from RefSeq and is a predicted model, not a curated record. Lineage: Eukaryota; Metazoa; Mollusca; Cephalopoda; Octopoda; Octopodidae.